AUUAUUCCCUCCUCUCUCUCUCUCUCUCUCUCCAUCCUCUUAAUUAAAGAAAGUCCGUAAACUUUCUACCAAUUUGGCCUUUUCCAUGUCUAUAAAUAUAUAUAUAUAUAUAUAAUUAAUUAAACCCACAUCAAUCUCAAAAAUCUUGUAGGACUCUUGUUGAAGCUUCCAUGCUCAUCUUGUCCUCAUCCAUUCUUAUUUUUGAUUGUGCUGUGAAAGAUAGUUAAAGUUGGUGACAACAAUCUUUAUGUUUCGAGCCAUUGGUUACAUCUUGAUAGCCACAGCUAAAUAAAUCAUGCAGUUAUAUCAUCAUCCAUUCUCAUUGGACAGCCAAAAGGUCAGACUCGCUUUGGAAGAGAAAGGCAUAGAUUACACCUCAUUUCAUGUCAAUCCUAUCGUUGGCAAGAAUAUGGACUCCUCCUUCUUCAGGAUGAAUUCAAGUGCGAAACUCCCUGUUUUCAAAAAUGGUUCUCAUACCAUUUUUGACACAAUUGAAAUAAUCCUGUACAUUGAAAGAAUUGCAGUUGUCUCUGUUGGUAAUAACGGCAUCGCCUUUAGUAGUGAAGAAGUAAUAGAGUGGAUGCGCAAGAUACAAGAAUGGAACCCUAAAUAUUUCACACUGUCACACAUUCCUGACAAGUAUCGCACCUUUGUUUCUAAAUUCAUAAGGAAGGUGGUGAUUGCACGGAUGGCUGAAUCUCCUGACCUUGCUAGUGCUUAUCACUGUAAGCUCAGAGAAGCAUACGAGACAGAAGAGAAGUUGAAAAACGCUGAUGUUCUGAGAAGGAGCAAAGAACAUCUGGUUCAACUGCUUGACGAAGUUGAAACAAAGCUGAAUGAAACAACAUAUUUAGUAGGGGACGAGUUCACCAUGGCAGAUGUUAUGCUCAUUCCAGUGCUAGCUCGCUUAGUGCUCCUAGAUUUGGAAGAUGAGUAUAUAUUUAGCAGACCGAACAUUGCAGGGUACUGGGGUUUGGUGCAACAAAGGCCUAGCUACAAAAAGGUGAUAGGGAAGUAUUUUAAUGGCUGGAGGAAGCGCAAAACACUAGUAAAGGCUUGGUGCAUACUUCAUAUCAGAAAUUUGCUGAAGAGAUAUUGAUGAAGGAUUGUGGCUUAGAGCCAGAGGUGACAGAAUAAGGGAGGUGUAAAUUGAGAUACGUAAAAUGAGUUGGAAAGAAAAGAAAUUGCAAUUGUAUGUAUUUUCUUUUUCUCGUUUUCCUUUUCAUUACAGCAACUUUUCUGUUUUGUUUCUUGGCUUUUGGUAAAAUGUGAAGAAGAGAAAGGCUGUUAAAAAAGUGGAGUGGAGGGAUUGAAACUUUUUAUGUUUAAUUGGUUCUAAAGGUUUAUAUAAAUGAAAGGUCUAGUGAUGCCUUUAAUUUUUA
Molecule: messenger RNA, 1382 nt
Organism: Theobroma cacao (cacao)
Lineage: Eukaryota; Viridiplantae; Streptophyta; Magnoliopsida; Malvales; Malvaceae
Product: Glutathione S-transferase family protein
Molecular function (GO): glutathione transferase activity
Source: RefSeq, a predicted model, not a curated record